Molecule: messenger RNA, 1629 nt
Organism: Dictyostelium purpureum
Lineage: Eukaryota; Evosea; Eumycetozoa; Dictyosteliales; Dictyosteliaceae
Exons: 2
Coding region: 1-1629 (542 amino acids)
Source: RefSeq, a predicted model, not a curated record
AUGGAUGAUGAUUAUGAUGAGCUACUAUCAUCUCUAGUUAACUUUAACGUAAAUGAAGAGUUAAAAAACAGUAGUGAUAUUGGUGAAAGAUUAUUAUAUACAGUUUGGAGUAAUAUAUUUUUAAGAAAUCAAAUUCAUAAUCAUAUUUUAUUGUUUAUUGAGCACAGUUAUGCAGAUCUUGAUAUAUCUCGUUAUUACCAGUUUAAAGAUAAAUCAUAUAUAACAGCACUUGUGUGGUAUGAUGAUCCACUACCAGAAAAGAAUGAAUUUCCACCAUUUUUGACAAAUUUUUAUUUGUACUAUUUUCCUAAAAUGUUACCUCCAGCAACUUUACCAAAUACAAUUACUACACUCACAUUCGGUGAAAAAUUUAACCAAGUAGUUCCACCGGGCUCAUUGCCAAAUAGUCUCACAACACUCACAUUCGGUUAUUUGUUUAACCAAGUAGUUCCACCCGGCACAUUACCCAAUAGUCUCAAAACACUCACAUUCGGUUAUUUUUUUAACCAAGUAGUUCCACCUGGUUCAUUGCCAGAUAGUCUCACAACACUCACAUUCGGUCAUCUUUUUAACCAGGCAAUUACACCGGGCACUUUACCAAAUAGUCUCACAACCCUCACAUUCGGUAAUUGUUUUGAUCAAGUAGUUCUACCCGGCACAUUACCAAAUAGUCUCACAACACUCACAUUUGAUUUUGGUUUUGACCAAGAAUUUCCACCCGGCACAUUACCAAAUAGUCUCACAACACUCAAAUUAGGUAAUAGAUUUAACCAAGUAUUUCUACCCGGCUCAUUACCAAAUAGUCUCACAACACUCAUAUUCGGUGAUUGUUUUGACCAAGUAAUUCUACCCGACACAUUACCAAAUAGUCUCACAACACUCACAUUUGGUCCUAAUUUUAACCAAGUGGUUCCACCUGGCUUAUUACCAAAUAGUCUCACAACACUCACAUUCGGUUUUCAUUUUAACCAAGAAGUUCCACCCGGCACAUUACCAAAUUGUCUUACAACACUCACAUUCGGUGAUAAUUUUAACCAAGUGGUUACACCCGGCUCGUUGCCAAAUAGUCUCACAACACUCACAUUUGGUGAUUGUUUUGACCAAGUAGUUUCACCCGGCACAUUACCAAAUAGUCUCACAACACUCACAUUCGGUAUUAUAUUUAAUCAAGUAUUUACACCCGGCACAUUACCAAAUAGUCUCACAACACUCAUAUUCGGUUAUGGUUUUAACCAAGAAGUUCCACCUGGCUUAUUACCAAAUAGUCUCACAACACUCUCAUUCGGUAAUGGUUUUAAUCAAGUGGUUCUCCCCGGCUCAUUACCAAAUAGUCUCACAACACUCACACUCGGUGAUGGUUUUGACGAAGUAGUUCUACCCGGCACAUUACCAGAUAGUCUCACAACACUCUCAUUCGGUGAUUGUUUUAACCAAGAAGUUCCACCCGGCUCAUUACCAAAUAACCUCACAACACUCACAUUCGGUAAUAGUUUUGACCAAGAAUUUACACCCGACACAUUACCAAAUAGUCUCACAACACUCAAAAUCGGUUAUGGUUUUAACCAAAAAUUUCCACCCGGCUUUUUACCAAAUAGUCUCACAACACUCACAUUGGGUCCUACAUUUUAA